AUGAAGCUCGCCGUCUUCAGCGCCAAGGCGUACGACAAGAAAUACAUCAAUGCCGCCCACGACGUCAGGAAGGAAGAGUUCAAGAAGCAUAACGAGAAGCUCGUCGACGACAACACUGACUUUGGCAUCAUCUACCACGACUUCUCCCUCUCCACCGAGACCGUCUCGCUCGUCAAAGAUGUCGAUGCCGUCUGCGUCUUUGUAAACGACUCCCUCACCGCCGACGUCGUCGAGGAGCUCCACAAGGCCGGCUGCAGAGCCAUCCUCCUUCGCUGCGCAGGCUUCAACAACGUCGACCUUAAGACUGCCGAAAAGUUGGGCAUCUUCGUUGCCAAUGUCCCUUCCUACUCCCCCGAGGCUGUAGCCGAGUUCGCCGUCGCCCUGCUUCAAUCCCUCAACCGACGCACCCACCGAGCCUACAACCGAACCCGCGAGGGCAACUUUAACCUCGAUGGCCUUCUCGGCAAGACUGUACAUGGCAAGACGGUGGGCAUCAUUGGCACCGGCAGGAUUGGCGUUUCCAUGGCCCGCAUCAUGAAGGGCUUCGGCUGCACACUAUACGCCUUUGACCCCUACGAGUCAGACGCCUUCAAGGAGCUCGGCGAGUACCUGCCUCUGGAGGAGCUCCUUCCCAAGUGCGACUUCAUCAGUUUGCACUGCCCUCUGAUGGAAAAGACGAAGCAUAUCAUCAACGAAAAGACGCUGAAGCAGAUGAAGCCUGGCGCUAUGCUCAUCAACACAUCUCGUGGCGGUCUCGUCGAUACCAAAUCUGUCGUUCACGCCCUCAAGACUAAGCAUCUUGGCGGUCUGGCCCUGGACGUAUACGAAGGCGAGGGAGAUCUCUUCUACAAUGACCACUCUGGUCAUAUUAUCGACGACGACUUGCUGACCCGUUUGAUGACCUUCCCCAACGUCCUCAUCUGUGGCCACCAAGGUUUCUUCACCGAAGAAGCGCUGCAGGAGAUCUCCGAGUGCACAUUCCGCAACCUCGAAGACUUUAUGCUGGGACGCAAGUGCGACAACUCUUUGGUCAAGGAAGAGUUUUUAAUGUCUCGCAGAGAGUCUCUCCCGGUGCGUAUUGUCUGA
Molecule: messenger RNA, 1086 nt
Organism: Colletotrichum abscissum
Lineage: Eukaryota; Fungi; Ascomycota; Sordariomycetes; Glomerellales; Glomerellaceae
Product: D-isomer specific 2-hydroxyacid dehydrogenase
Exons: 1
Coding region: 1-1086 (361 amino acids)
Molecular function (GO): NAD binding; D-lactate dehydrogenase (NAD+) activity
Source: RefSeq, a predicted model, not a curated record